CUCGCUCCCUCCUCUCGCUGCCCUGCCACAUCUUCCUCUGCCUCUCACCCGAGGGACCAUGUCGCGGCUCAGCUGGGGAUACGGCGAGCACAACGGUCCUAUUCAUUGGAAUAAAUUUUUCCCUAUUGCUGAUGGGGAUCAGCAAUCACCGAUUGAGAUUAAAACCAAAGAAGUGAAAUAUGAUUCUUCCCUGCGACCUCUUAGUAUCAAGUAUGAUGCAAACUCAGCCAAAAUCAUCAGUAAUAGUGGCCAUUCCUUCAGCGUUGACUUUGAUGACACAGAGGACAAAUCAGUUCUGCGUGGGGGUCCUCUCACUGGAAGCUACCGCUUGCGACAGUUUCACCUUCACUGGGGGUCUGCUGAUGAUCAUGGCUCUGAACACGUGGUGGAUGGAGUGAGAUAUGCUGCAGAGCUCCAUGUUGUUCAUUGGAAUUCAGACAAAUACCCCAGCUUUGUUGAGGCAGCUCAUGAGCCAGAUGGACUAGCUGUGUUGGGAGUAUUUUUACAGAUUGGUGAACAUAAUUCUCAACUGCAAAAGAUUACAGACAUUUUGGAUUCUAUUAAAGAAAAGGGUAAACAAACUCGAUUCACAAAUUUUGACCCAUUAUCUCUGCUUCCUCCAUCCUGGGACUACUGGACAUAUCCCGGUUCCCUCACUGUCCCACCUCUUCUUGAGAGUGUCACGUGGAUUGUUUUAAAACAACCUAUAAAUAUCAGCUCUCAACAGCUGGCCACAUUCCGCACUCUCCUCUGCACAGCGGAGGGCGAGGCGGCGGCUUUUUUGUUGAGCAAUCACCGCCCACCACAGCCUCUGAAGGGCCGAAAAGUAAGAGCCUCUUUCCAUUAAAAAUUGUCACCAGCUGACCACCCCGAACAGGUCUGUGAAGAGAAGACAAAACACAAAAAUCCCUCCAAACAGCUCUUUCCUAGAAUUCUGAUUGACGGGUACCAUUUUGCUCUGAGCUUCAGCACCACAAGGAAGAUCAGAUCGCUGUAAUCAAGCUAACUCAACUCAUCCAUCUCAGACUUGCACUCACGGGUAUUCAAACAGUAAACACUGUUUGAUGUGUGUUGAGAUCCACAACAUGCAUCUACUUCAACCUGCGUGAAAACAUGGCAGGCGUUGCAAAACCUCUGAGUUCAUUAAAAAUGUUCCCUUGCCCUAGAGUUUGAAUCAGCCAUAUCUCUCAGUAAUGUUUGGUCAAACAAUUAAAAUCUUCUCCAGAAUGAUAA
Messenger RNA from Neogale vison (American mink), 1233 nucleotides. It is a transcript of the gene CA13, whose product is annotated as carbonic anhydrase 13. Bases 59 to 847 code for a protein of 262 amino acids. Lineage: Eukaryota; Metazoa; Chordata; Mammalia; Carnivora; Mustelidae. The transcript has 7 exons. The record is from RefSeq and is a predicted model, not a curated record. Gene Ontology annotation, molecular function: zinc ion binding; carbonate dehydratase activity. Gene Ontology annotation, cellular component: cytoplasm.